GAUCCAGCAGGCAGAAGCAAUCCCUCCCCAGCUGCACCAGCAAAUGGAGCUCCUGGGAGCUGCUCUGCUCCUGCUCUGCAUCACUUGCCUGCUCUCCUUCGCAUCAUGGAGAAGGAGGUCUGGGAAGGGGAAGAUGCCUCCAGGACCAACUCCCCUUCCCAUCCUAGGUAACCUCCUGCAGGUGAAGCCAAAGGACUUAUCCAAAACCCUGGAGAAGCUCAGUGAGAAGUAUGGCCCCGUGUUCACAGUGCACAUGGGCUCUGACCCCGUGGUGGUGUUGCACGGACACUCUGCUGUCAGGGAAGCCUUGAUCGAGCGUGCCGAUGAGUUUGCUGUCCGAGGACACAUGCCAAUAGGAGACAGGGCCAACAACGGGCUGGGGAUCAUUUUCAGCAACAACACGGAGUGGGUCCAGGCCAGGAAGUUUGCUGUCAGCACCCUGCGCAACUUUGGGAUGGGGAAGAGGAGCAUGGAGGAGAGGAUCCUGGAGGAAGCUGAGCACUUGCUGGAUGAGAUCAACAAAACAAAGGGAGAAGCUUUUGACCCAACCUACAUCCUGAGCUGUGCUGUCUCCAACAUCAUCUGCUCCAUUGUCUUUGGGAAGCGAUACGACUACAAAGACAAGAACUUCCUCUCCCUGAUGGGCAGCAUGGAUAUCAUCUUUGAGAAGAUGAACUCCAUCUGGGGACAGCUCUACCAGAUGUUCCCAAACAUCAUGUAUUACCUGCCUGGCCCACACAACAACAUGUUUGAUCAGUUUGAUGCUCUAAAAGCCUUUGUGUACGAGGAGAUGAAGCUCCACCAAGCCUCCCUGGAUCCCAGCUCCCCUCAGGAUUUCUUAGACUGCUACCUCUGCAAGAUGCAGGAGGAGAAAGACAAUCCCAGUUCCAGCUUCCACAUGAAGAACCUGAUAACCACAACCUUUGACUUGUUCCUUGGUGGCACUGAGACAACCAGCACCACCAUAAGAUAUGGCCUUCUGCUGCUUAUCAAAUACCCCAAGAUCCAAGAGAAAGUCCAAGAAGAGAUUGACCAGGUGGUGGGGAGGUCCCGGAGACCUUGUUUGGCUGACAGGCCCCAGAUGCCCUACACGGAUGCAGUGGUCCAUGAAAUCCAGAGGUUCAUCAAGCUCAUCCCCCUGAGUGUCCCUCAUUCUGUGGACAAAGACACCUGCUUCAGGGAAUAUGUCAUCCCCAAGGGCACCACAAUCUUUCCUGUCCUCAGCUCUGUCCUCCACGAUGAAAAAGAGUUUCCAAACCCAGAUGAGUUCUGCCCUGAACACUUCUUGAACAAGAAUGGCACCUUUAGGAAGAGUGAGUUCUUCAUCCCCUUCUCAGCAGGGAAGAGAAUUUGCCCUGGCGAGGGCCUGGCACGCAUGGAGAUAUUCCUGCUGAUAGCUGCCAUCUUGCAGAACUACACCUUGAAGGCUGUCAUCAACCCCCAGGAGCUCAGCAUAACCCCAACCCUGAGUGGCAUAGGGAAUAUCCCUCCUGCCUUCCAGCUCUGUGCUCUGCCUCGCUGAGGAGCACAACCCCACUCCCCACCAUGUCCCUGCCUGCCUUCUCCUCUCCAUCCUCCUUACUAAAACCAAAGGCACCGGGCCCCCUCUCCAAGGCCUCCAGGGAGGCAGCCCAGAGACAGCUACGUGCACAGAGGAGACACCUUCAAACCCUACCAGAGAUGCUCCAGCCCCUGGCAGGGAUGCCCUGGGUGACACAGCAUCCACAGACUCACCGAGCACAGUGACUGCACCCAAAAAGCACCUUUUCUCCCCAGGGUGGCUCCCGUGGCUGCCCAGGACCUGCUUCUCCUGCAGCACUUGUCCCACCAAGAGCAGAUGGGUAGUGCUGGACUUUAAUAACCCAAUCAAUAAAGGGAAAGCUAUUUAUGAGA
Molecule: messenger RNA, 1893 nt
Organism: Calypte anna (Anna's hummingbird)
Lineage: Eukaryota; Metazoa; Chordata; Aves; Apodiformes; Trochilidae
Product: cytochrome P450 2C19
Exons: 10
Coding region: 44-1522 (492 amino acids)
Biological process (GO): xenobiotic metabolic process
Cellular component (GO): intracellular membrane-bounded organelle; cytoplasm
Molecular function (GO): heme binding; iron ion binding; oxidoreductase activity, acting on paired donors, with incorporation or reduction of molecular oxygen, reduced flavin or flavoprotein as one donor, and incorporation of one atom of oxygen
Source: RefSeq, a predicted model, not a curated record